AUGUCGUCUUCUCCGACCAACCCUUUCGAUCGUGUUUACCACGUUCUUCAGCUCUUCAGUUUGCCCGAAGACCCGUCGCAGGCCCAGGUAAACGCGCUUGCGCCCUGGAACCUUGCUGAUCGUCGUGAUAACUUGCAACUGGAGCACAAUGCCGAGUCGGCUCGCGUGCAUCCUCGUCCUUUGAAGCCGGAGUUAUCCACAAGGCCGUUUUUCUCGCCGGGAGUUUCUCAAGGCCUGGUUCCCGCAUAA
Molecule: messenger RNA, 249 nt
Organism: Aspergillus piperis CBS 112811
Lineage: Eukaryota; Fungi; Ascomycota; Eurotiomycetes; Eurotiales; Aspergillaceae
Exons: 2
Coding region: 1-249 (82 amino acids)
Source: RefSeq, a predicted model, not a curated record